AUGGUUUUUGGUGAGUGCUUACGUGGUGACGACAAGUGUCACGAUAAGCGAGAUGGACCUUCACUAAAUGGUAUGCCACUAUGUUGCGAAGAUCCCAAUAAACAAGCUUUUGCAGAAUAUAUUGAGACCAAUGACACCUAUCACUGCAGAUGUAGACAAGCAUCUAACUGCUUAGCAGAUGGUGACUGCACUUGCAACACCAAGACCAUCAAUACCAAACCUCCUGGUGAAACACCCAAAACUCAACAAGUUUGUUGUCCUGCAUUUGAUGGCACACAGUGUAGCUCCUAUUUAAGAGUUGGGGACUCGCAUAAUAGCUCGAUCCCUGCAUACUGUGACUGUGACUUUGCUCGAAUAAAGGGGAGCUGUUUGAGAGGCGAACAGUGUGCUGGUAGUGAUAAAGUGACUGGGGCCGACCUGAAUGGUAUGCCAAUUUGCUGUGCCAACAGUGACCACUAUAUCAGUUCAGUUGGGCAAAUUCCAGACUCUAGAGAUUUCUCCUGUACUUGUGCCCCAAUGCAACCUCCUCCUAGUAGUUGGUAUGGAAACUGCUUGAGAGGAAAUUCUUGUUAUGGGAAGGAUUUGAUUGGUUUAUUCAAUGGCGUACCGGUUUGUUGUCCCAACCCUAGUUUGACCUACGACGGUAUAAGUCAAGUGGGGUCAGUGUAUGUAUGUUCUUGUGGAAGUUCUAAUAAUCUAGGAACACUAGUCUUUUCCUCCAGACGUAAAUGCCAAUUCAAUAGACAAUAUAAAAAUGCAAGAUUAUCCAGACCAAUUGGAUUUAGACCACAAAUAUUAAAUUAUUAA
Messenger RNA from Lottia gigantea (owl limpet), 807 nucleotides. RefSeq lists its product as hypothetical. The coding region runs from base 1 to 807 and encodes 268 amino acids. The record is from RefSeq and is a predicted model, not a curated record. NCBI's taxonomy places the organism in Eukaryota, Metazoa, Mollusca, Gastropoda, Lottiidae. The transcript has 7 exons.